UGACUACUGUGCAUACGACUCUUUCGAAGCGCGCAGGAACGAGGCUCACCGCCCCACCCCACCCAGCAUGCAAUGCGGGCCAUGAUGCUACGAGUCGCCAUCGCAUUUGCGAUGUCCGAGAACCCGAUCUAGCAUCUGUCCAAUAUCUCCAUGAGCGACCCGGGAGAUCGGAUCCAUAUCACAGGAAUUCUGAUUUUGGCUGGUGGCUUUUUUGUGCGUGUGCACAGUUUUGGGGGCGGAGUGGAUAUCAGGCCUCGCGCUUUUCCUCAUCCUCAUCCUCGCUCCCUCCACCUCCUCCCCCCCUCCCCGGCCCGCCCGGCCGCUCGUUCAUCCACCGCAUCCUCACCGCGUCGCGCUCGGAUCAAGAGGGAUGGCACCGCCGCUCACGCUGCAGCCUGUGACGCUCGAGAACACGCUGGGGGCGGUCUUCCUCGGCCUCGUCGUCUCGUGCAUCCUGUUCGGCGUCAGCUCGCUGCAGAUGUACUUCUACUACCACCACUACCCGCACGACACGCUCCUUCACAAAUCCUCCAUUGCGGCUCUGUGGGUCCUCGACGCGCUGCACCUCAGCCUGACGGUCUACUCGACGUACUACUACGGUAUACUCGGAUUCGGGGACCCUUCUCGGCUGGCAUCUAUCAUUUGGUUCGUCGGUCCUAGUGUGUCGCAGUUGCACAUCGCGAUUAAUGUGGUCAUCAUUUUGUUGGUUCAGAGUUUGUAUGCCUACCGGGUCUGGAUUCUGGGUGGAUACCAUCACGGUAUUCUCGGAUACUUCGUCGCUGCGGUUGUGCUCGGUGGCUUCGGGAUCGGCAUAUGUGCGGUCACCGCAUGCAAAGUCUACUCGAUCUCUUCUUUCCGGCAGCUGCCGGACAUUGCGUGGGCCAUCGAGGCGUCGUUCGCUGCGUCCACCGCGAUUGAUAUUGUCAUCUCGUGUGCCAUGUGCUACUAUCUGAGGAAGAGCAAGGGCAAGGAGAGCCGCUUGAACAGUCGUAUUUCGGUGUUGAUGCAAUACACUCUGUCUGCGGGAGUCUUUACAAGUGCUUGCUCUGUGGUCUGCCUCUUCACGUUCAUUCUCAUGUCCGACAACUUCAUCUUCCUCGCGCUCACAUUUAUCCUCACCCGGCUCUACGUCACGUCGUUCAUCGCGAUGAUGAACGCGCGGGAACGGUCGUCCAACGGCGGCGUCUCGACGUUCGAGUCCUCCAGCCCGCGCGAAGUCCAGGUUCUGACGCAUCAGUGGCCCAUGGGCGGCGGUGCUGGAAUGAUGUCGUUGGAUGACCUGGAAGCGAACACUCAGCUCUCACCGGCCGACAGAAAGCGCAGCACCUUCCGCCCCCCAUCGCAAUACGGCUCGUCGCUGGCCUAUCCGCCAGCGUUCACCCGAAACGCGGGUGAUAAACACCACGGGUCGCUGGGUGAGGUAUGGGACGGGAGCGGCGCCAUCGGCAGCAUGGCAUCGAAGCACCACCACGCCCUCGGCAGCGAAUCUUCUCCUCGGGCGCUCUAAACCACUCUCCUUCGUUUCUCUCAAAAGGUGUUCUCAACAAUCGGUCUCCAAUCUAAUUCGCACAAUUCGCAUAUCGUCUGUAUUUCCUAGUAGUACAUAGCCUUUCGGUGGAACCCAGCAGCGUGUAAGUACUGUCGCUGCUUCGCGGGGAUGUAUGCACAGCUCAGAACCAGCGCCGCUUCCCCGCCUUGAGCCGAUCGCGUAUCUCCUCGUCCGUCAUAUGGGCAUAGAAAUCGCUCGCGUGGAUGCACACAAACUCGUCCCCUUCUCCGUCCCCAAUUCCGUCUACGGCCGACCCACCGGUCCACCGAAUCGCCAGCGCCGACGCGCGAGGGCACCCAAUGUCCCUGACGACGCGUGUGUGGUCGGCGAACUCGGCCCACCACAGCGAGCGCAGGAAGCUGGGCCGCGAGACACGGAUCGCACCGCCCGCCGAGAGCACGAACACCCCCGCCGCCGCCGCCGAUGGCUGUGCGCCCGCGAACGCGAGCACGAGGUCGGCGAAGUGCGGUGCGGGGAUCGGGCGGAGGAACGUGUCCUCGAGCACGAGCUGCUCCACGCGCCGCCCCACGGCGCGCAGCACCUCCGCGAGCCGGCGCACAGUCCCGUCGCGGGCGGUCGUCGACCGGAUCGUCAGCGUGCGCAACGCGGUUUCGGGCGGCAGCGCGGCGCCGAUGGGCGCGAGGAGCCAGAUGUCGUGCACGGACAGCCGGACGUGCCUGGCGUCGAGGGAGUCCCGGGAGAUGCCGUGCGACGUGAGGAAGGGGAGGAGCGCGAGGCGGCGGAGGCGGCGGGAGGUGUGGAUCGGUGCGUGGAGGGUGUGCGUCGAGGCGGCACCGAUGGGGAUGGUGCGGGUGCGUGCGCGGUCGUAGUGAGCUUCCACGAUCAUGGCUAGGAUCUCGUCGGGCAAGGCCGAGAGCGACGGCAUCGAGGUAGGAAUGGCGCGCGGGUGGUGGUGGAGAUUGGAGAGGUGGCGGUGGGAAGCCAGCGUGCAGCUUCCCGCUGGCAGCUGAUCGUCAGACUCUCCAUGCUGGGCGGGCUGUGUCUGAGAUUUCUAUGACAGCAGUCGUUGGAGGUAAAGAUAGAUAGAUGAUCACCGUAUGCAGACCUGUAGGAAGGAAGAUGUGAGACAAGU
Molecule: messenger RNA, 2642 nt
Organism: Mycena citricolor
Lineage: Eukaryota; Fungi; Basidiomycota; Agaricomycetes; Agaricales; Mycenaceae
Source: the annotation of a GenBank genome assembly